Messenger RNA from Racocetra fulgida, 602 nucleotides. The record is from the annotation of a GenBank genome assembly. NCBI's taxonomy places the organism in Eukaryota, Fungi, Glomeromycota, Glomeromycetes, Diversisporales, Gigasporaceae.
GGGCAUCAAAAAGAGGAUUAUAUACAAUAUAUCACCAUGGAGGACCUCAAUCAAGAACAACCAGAAAACGCAAUUCGUUUAGAAAUUCAUGAUCAACGAGAGUAUUUUGCUAGUCAAAAGUUAGAACAGGGUCAUGACAUAGAAAUGACAGAUUCGCAAAACUCAUUAAUUAGUGAUAAAUACGCUAAAAAAGCCACAAAAAAAUGUAAUGAACUAAUCAAGACAAAACAACAUUACGCAAAAGAAGCAUUACCAAAUUUGGAAAACUUCCCUUCCCCAAUUGAGAAAGAAGUUCAUCUCAUUCACCUGAUGGGAAAUGAGUAUCUACGGCAUUUUUGGACGUCGCUAAACUCCAAAGAUAAAACCGAGAAGAAUAAAAAGAUGGUUGAUAAACUUCGUGAUACUUUGACUCGAAUCAAUAAAGUCAAAAAGAUGAGUCAGGACGGUGAUGAGAUGCAGGAUGCCUCACAAACGUCUCAAAACACAGAUAUACAGGUUAGCGAAUUAGAAUGGUCCAAAGCUAUAAUGCUGGCAGAACAACCUUUGCGCGAUGCCAUUGAGGUAGCUCUCGCCCGAGUACCCUCACGUAAAGAAAAUCCUAU